Messenger RNA from Linum trigynum, 7518 nucleotides. The record is from the annotation of a GenBank genome assembly. NCBI's taxonomy places the organism in Eukaryota, Viridiplantae, Streptophyta, Magnoliopsida, Malpighiales, Linaceae.
GGAAUGCCAAAACGGAAGAAAAUAGAGCGAGAGAGGGGGAAUCUAUAUUCACUACUAGUUCCCGGUGGUAGUCGCUCCUGAACGUGGUCGGUUGCCGUCUAGGGAUCCUCCUUCUCCAUUUCCGGAUAUUUGGUGCGCAUCUCCCCUCAAGUCUGCAAAACCUCUGCAACUGGUACGUAAAGUUUCUGUAAUUUCUAUCUAUCACAGUUGACCUGAGUUCAAUUCUUUCAAAUUAGUCUUUGUUUACUUAACAAUUUCGCGGAUGCAUGGUGGGAUGCUUUGAUACUCUAUUGGUGCUAGAGAUAACUGACCACCUACUCUGUUUUUUACAGUGUAAUAAUAUGACCAAACUCCUCCUACUGUUUCCUCGAAGCCGAAGAAGUCUACGCGCCUUCUCCACCAACCCCAACUCUGCUUCGUCGGUUUCUACAUCCCUACCUUCUAUUUCGCUUCUCCUACCCAUUUCCAGAUUUUGCAGAAGCAGGCAAUAAUCGAAAACGCCUCUCUCUUUGCUCGUAAGUCCUCUCUCUGCUCAGCUGUUUUCUUUUCCUAAUCCUGCCAAUACCAAAAAAAUAAGGGGUCUUUCAGUAUCUAUUACUCAGUCGAGGCUUAAUCAGAUUGGACUGACAUAAUUUCUGCUUGUAUCACAUAUUGUUAUGAAGAAAUGGAUUACAUGUACGAAAGAAGUUCCCACGGCUCAAACAGUGUUGAUAAUGCCUCUAGAGAGGCGGACACUGUUGCUUCUGCUUCUGAAUCUGCAGAUUCGCAUUCGCUGCCCCUGCCGUUUGGAGAGUACGAGGUGUUCCUGAAUUUCAGAGGUCCAGACACCCGUUAUCAGAUCACCGAUAUCCUUUAUCGUUUUCUUGUUAACUUGAAGAUACACACUUUCAAGGAUGAUGAUGAGCUCCGGAAAGGGGAAGGGAUGUGGCCUAAUCUCGUCGAGGCUAUCGAGCAAGCCAAGAUUUAUGUACCCAUAUUUUCGGAGAAUUAUGCUUAUAGUAAAUGGUGCCUCAAAGAACUUGUGGCGAUUGUUGAGCGCCAAGAGGGCAACCAGGGUUGCAUCAUACUACCCAUUUUUUACAUGGUGGAUCCCAAAGAUGUCCGACAUCAAAGUGGGCCUUACUGGAAUGCAUUUGAAGAACACAAGAAGAUUUUCGAUGAAGAGACAAUUCUAGUUUGGAGAGAUGCGUUAAAUAAGAUUGGAGCUAUGAAGGGAUGGCAUGUCAAAAGCAGUGAUGAGCAGGGGGCUAUAGCAGAUCUUGUUACUGGGGAUGUAUGGUCACACCUGAGUAAGAACAAUAAUGUGUUAGAGACUGAUAAGUUGAUCGGAAUUGAUGGUCACAUAGAAGCAGUAGAAGAAAGGAUGACCCUAGACUCUGGCGGUGUGUCAAUUGUUGGCAUUCAUGGUAUUGGCGGUAUAGGCAAGACAACUAUCGCCAAGGCUUUCUAUAACAAAGUAUCUGCUCAGUUUGAUCGUUGUAGCUUUGUGGAAAGCGUACGAGAAAUUUUACUUAAGAAGGAUGGUGUUAUGACUUUGCAAAAACAGUUAAUCUCAGACAUCCUGAGGAGGAAUUCUGUUGAAUCCAUUGCCAAUAUUAGUGAGGGUAUAAAAGUUAUAAGAAAUAGGAUUACUCGUUUCAAGUGCCUUAUUGUUCUUGAUGAUGUGGACGAGAAGUUUGAAAUUGAAGAGGUGUUGGGGAAUAUCGAGAAUUUUGUUUCAGGAAGUAGAUUUGUCAUGACUUCCAGAAAUGUAAAAGUAUUGAGUACUUUGACUACAGAGUGCAAGUUGUAUAAAGUACUAGAAAUGACUCAUGGCCACUCACUCCAACUCUUCUGCAAGCAUGCCUUCAAAAUGGAUUCUCCAUCAGGUUUUGAGACUUUGUCAAAAGAUAUUGUCUCUGUUGCAGCAGGACUUCCAUUGACACUUAAAGUUGUAGGGUCUCUUUUAUUUCAAGAGGAGAAAGUGAUUUGGGAAGACAAACUGAGACAGUUAAAAGAGAUUCCAGAGGAGGAGGUUGUGGAAAGGUUAAGGAUAAGCUAUGAUUCAUUAAACGAAGAGGCAAAGCAAAUUUUCUUAGAUGUUGCUUGUUACUUUGUUGGAGACGACAAAGAGAUACCUUCUUAUAUGUGGAGUUCUUGUGGGUUUUUCCCGGUAACGAAUAUCAAUAUUCUUAAUCAGAGGUCUAUGAUUGAGAUUGUUUGUGAUAUUGAAAAACAAAAAGUGUUCCGAAUGCAUGAUCAACUCAGAGAUAUGGGUAGGGAAAUUGUACGUCAAGAAAACAAAAGACAUCCAUGGAAUAGAAGUAGGAUAUGGUCUGAGGAGAAAGCUAUGGACAUGUUACAUAACAAAAAGGGAACAAACAUAAUUGAAUGCAUUAGAAUGAACUCCUCAUCCGGUGAUGGUGUUGUGGAGGAGCUUGAGAUUGUGGGGAACUUUGAAAGUGAAUGCUUUAUGAAUUUAUCAGAGGUGAGAUUCAUUGACGUACAAGCUAAGAUGCUCCCUAGCGACUUCGCUGAUUAUCUUCCAAAUUUAAGAUGGUUUCGAUGGAAGUUUGGAUACGGUGGGUGUAUGCCUAAGUUUCAUGCGGAAAAUAUGGUGAUUCUCGAACUCUUAACCCCAGUGAAAGACGAUUGGGGAGGUUUGAGACAUCUCAUGAAGAUGGCGAGAAAGCUCAAAGUUUUGAAACUUGUGGGUAAGCUCUUGAUAGAAUAUCCCGACUUUCCACGGAGUUUAGAGAUAUUGUAUCUGCAGGAUUUCGGGCCUCGGUUGUCCCAUAAGGAUCUGGAUAUUGGGAACUUGAGGAACCUAAAAGUUCUGCAUCUAUGGUAUUGUGAGGUAGGAGAGACAAGGGGUGGAACCAUUGGGAUGGUGAAGGGGCUUCAAGAGCUCAAUAUCAUCCAUUUAGGGGUUGAGGAGAGUCUGAGAGCAACACUUGCCGAUAUUGGGGAUUUGCAGUUUCUUGAAAUCUUGAGAGUAGAUGUAAUCGCUGAUGUGGGACUGGCAUCAGUUUACGAGAAUUUGUUACUGAAUACUAAGCUUCCUACAAGUUUGAAGGAACUGGAGACUACAUCUCCAGUGGCUAACCUUCCAGAGCUGGUGGAGUUGGAUGAACUAGUCAUUCGAUAUUCCGGAUAUGGACUUGAGAUCCCUCCAGCAGACAGUAGUGAUAUGUGGUGGAAGUCAUCCAAAUUGAAGUCUCUGUCGCUGCAAGAAACAAAUAUGACUAUGCCAACUAAUACCUCUAGUCCUUCUUCCUUGCCGCUGCUUCCAUCGUCGCUGACCACCCUUCAUGUCAAGCUUUGUCCAAAAUUGGAGUGGCUCCCAAAUCUAAAGAAUCUGGAAUACUUGACUCACUUAUACAUCUCAGGCUGCCCCUUGCUUAAAGAGAUCCCUGGUCUUGGAGGAUUGAAAUCUUUGGAAACUCUGAGUCUAAGUGAUCUGAAAGCUAUAUACAAUCUGGAUGGUCUUGAUAGUCUCUGUUCUUUGACAUCCUUGACACUGAAAGGUUGUGAUGCAUUAGGAAGACUGCCCAGCUUGGUGUCUUUGAAGCGAUUGAAAACGUUAUCCGUUAGUUAUGCUCCAUUCCUGCGGGAGAUUGAGGGCCUUGCUGGUUUGAAGUCUUUGGAACAGUUAAAUCUGUAUGAUUGCGGAUCUUUGGUAAACCUUGCUGUGGAUGAGCUAUCUGGUUUGAAGCAAUUAAGGAGGGUGGAGAUCAAAGGUUGCUCGCAGAUCAGCUUCAUUGAUAUCUCUACUCUACGGAAACUAGAGCCGAAUGUUAAGAUAGUUGUUGAGUUGCCGAUUACAAACAAGCAAAAAGUUCUAGAUUUUUCUAGGCGCUUCCACACCAAACUUCCCAACCUCGCGAUAUAUGGCAGUCUAGAGAUGUUAAAUCUUAGUGAAGUCAGGGUGAGGUCUGAGGACCUAGAUAUUGGAAAUUUAAGUAACUUGAAAGUGCUGCUCCUGAUGAACUGUGCAGUAAGAGAGAUAUUGGGUGGGACCAUUGGGAUGCUUAAAGGGUUGCGAGAGCUUAAUAUCAACGGAUUCUGCUGCAACAAUUCAGGAGAAGUCUUUGCUGAUAUUGGGGGGUUACAGUCUCUUAAAAUCUUGAAAGCAGCAAGAACUAACAUGACUUCAGAAGGAAGUCAGAUGAAGAUUAAGCUCCCCACUAGUUUGACGGUGCUACACACUUCAUUUCCAAUUGCUAACCUGUCUGAACUUGUAGAUUUAGAGGAGUUGGCAAUUGAAUAUGGGAUUGAGAUCCCUCCAGCUGACCACAUGUUCUGGAAGCUAUCCAAGUUGAACUCUCUGAAACUCUAUAAUGCAGCGUUCAUCACGACUACCAGUUGUGGAGGUCACCCAGCUUCCAUGCUGUUUCCGUCCUCUCUAACCAGGCUGUCAAUUCGUCGGUGUCGGCAAUUGGACGGGUUCCUGAAUCUAGAGAAUCUGGAAAACUUGAUUCAGUUAUCCAUCGUACGCUGUCCAAUGCUUGAAGAAAUCCAUGGCCUUGGAGGGAUGAAAUCAUUGGAAAGUCUGAAGUUAGAUGGUGGAGCGAAUUUGCUUAUUCUUAAUGGCCUCGACAGUCUCCACUCUUUGAAAAACUUGAGUCUCUUCCGCUGUAAAGCAUUGGAAAGACUACCCAGCCUAGCGUCUUUGAGCAAGUUAUGCAACUUUAACGUCUUUGACUGCCCGCGUCUCUCGGAGAUCCAAGGCCUCGAAGGGCUGAAAUCCUUAGAAGUGCUCAGCAUUAGUGGUGCAGGGAGGUUAACUCAUCUCCAUGGCUUCGUGAAUCUCCUAUCUCUAAACAAGCUGCAAACUUUAAUUAUAUGGGACUGUCCUCGUCUUGCAGCGCUAUCUUCCCAUGACCAACAGCUUGAUGGUGGUGGUUCGAGUGGUGACAGCCAACCAGUACUUGACUCGUUACGAAGGUUGUCCAUUAAUGGAUGUGCGUCACUGCUACAAGGUAGUUUCUGCCAGAUGCUUCGUCUGUCUAGGUUUCCGAGGCUUGUGGUGUUGGAACUUGGGCAGACGGGGCCUCCUACUGUGACGAACGAAAUACCGCUGGAGGGGCUCGAGUCCUUGGAAGACUUAGUUAGUCUGCGGUUGAUUUGCUUGGCUACACAGAAAUUACCUUCCCUGUCAAAACUGCAAAAGUUGAACGACUUGACUGUCAUUGAUGCUUCUAAUUUGCGCGAGAUUGAGGGCCUGGCAGAUCUGAAAUCCUUGAGAAGCCUAACUCUCGAGAGAUGCACAUCAUUGGAAAGAUUGUCUGGCCUUGACCUGAAAUCUUUGCAAAUCCUACACCUGGUGAGAUGCACAUCAUUAGAAAGACUGCCUAAGGGUAGAGGAGGUAAAUGGAUUGGAUUCAUGAAUUGGUGGAUUGGAUUGGUGGAUCCAUGGAUCAAAUGGAUUGGAUUCAACGAAUUUGUGAAUUGAUCUAUGAAUCAAAAUGACAUCCAAACCUGGACAAAAAUAUAAAGUUUGAAAAGUUUAGAUACUAAAAUGUUAUGAUGAAAAUCUUGAGGUACAAAAAUGUAAUUUUCAAUGAUAUUUUAUGUAUAAAAAUAAAUUUUAGGUACCAAAAUGUAAAAUAUAAAAAAUAUAGAUACCAAAUUAUAAUUUGUCAUUUGAAUUCAUGGAUCAAUCUAUGAAUCCGCCAAUUCAAUUGGAUUGGAUUAGGUGGAUGGAUGAUGGAGCAGAUGAGCCAUCUAGUUUGAAGCAUAAACAUCUGUGUUUGAACAAGGUUCAAUAUGUAGAGAUUAUCUGUUUGCUGUGAUGACCGGUGGUGUUAAAAAGUUCAGGAGUGGAAUUUGCCAAUAUGUGAUGCUGACAGUUUUAAUCAAGAAUGGGUGGUACUGGUAUAUUGAUGAUAUGUUGAGGCUAUUACCUCUUGCUCACAUCCAUGUCUGUCGAAUCAGUUCUUCUUUCUUAAAACAUGUACGAGAUGUGGACUCUGGAUGUGCCUCUAAUUUCUCUUGCUUGACUCUCUGUGGUGUGUGCGCCCAAGCAUGAUAUCGAGAGAGCGAUUUCAUGAAUUUGGCCGAGCACGAUUCCAGGUUAUGGUCAGAUGUUUUCCUGAAAAGCAGUGGCAUAAGGUCUAGUAGGUCUCAAUAUGAGAGUGCUACUGUGAUGAAGCAUCUGCGAAGAAGCUUCAAACAUGCUGUGCAGUUCAUGCUGAAGCACUAUGCAGUCUAUGCUCGACGCAGGUGUCACUAGGACUCCACAAACAGAGGGCUUUGAGCGCAGCUAUUGCAGAAUAUGCAUACAAGGUUGGUGUUCACUACAUUUGGUUCAGUAAAAACUACAUGCUUUGUUGUAUGAUCAUUCUGCAAUUCACAUGAUUCUAAUGCUUUGUCGUUUGUGUGUUGCGCUAUGUGACAUGAUGUUCUUGGUUCUUGAUUUGGUCGUACGGUUUCCGCUUCAGGGAGGAGUGGAUCUGGGCGCACUCAUGGAUCUUGGCGAUGGCGAUUGGAUGGGCCUUGGCUGGGAUUUACAUCUCCAGCAGCCGGGAAGUCGGGUCGCGGAGGAGCUGGUCCCUGGUGAUUUUGAGCAGGCGGCGGCGGUUGUGGAAGGUAGGAGGGUUCGAAUGGAGGUAGGGUUUCUUUUGUGCAAGUGGGUCAAAUAGAAGAAGAGAAGGGUUGGGUUGGGUUUGGGUAUAUGAUGUGUUAGGUCGUGUUGGAAUUUUUUUUUUUUUUUUAAUUUGGGCAGCUCAACGUCUUUCUUAGUCACGUGAAAUAAAAACUGACGACGUUGACAGAGAUUGAUGGAAGGUAACGGGCAGUGACCAAUUACUUGGACCGUUAAACUAAUUCUAAUGAUCAUGAAUGGAAUAAAUAUUUUUAAUGUCAAAUGUGAAUUUUUUUUAAGUAAUUCUAGUGAAACUUGCAAUUUACCCCAAAUAGAAGAAGCAUGUUGGGGCUGCCUCUGUUCCCCCCUGUCUCUAUCGACCCCCAACAUUGCCACUCAAGCCCGAGAAGCCGCCGCUCUUCAAUUCGACGGCGAAGCGUGAGAUUUGGUCGCCUUUACGUCUGGAGAAGGAGGAGAUAUCGUCGGGAGCUGCAAAGAAGAAGAAGAAGGUCAUCAGAGACCUUGUGUGUGAUAAAUUUGCAUUUUGUAAAGCAAAAACUCUCAUCUCUUUCUUCUCUCCAACACAAGUGGAAGAACGAACUCGGAAAAGGCAAACCCCACAUGCUCAAUAAAAUAUACAAAAUUUCAUCUCCACGAACAACACGCCAAUAUAUCGGUGUAGUCUAGUUGUGAAUAACUUAUUGGUUAGUGACCGCCACAACUAUACACCUACAAAAAUAACUUAUUUGCAGGUGAACACGGUAGUAACCACAAUCACACGGACCAAACAAACAUAGACCGUCAGAAUCUUUUCCCAGCCGCCACUAUUUGGCCACGGCUGGCACUGUGGCACAUGAGACGUAGGUGUCCAUCCACAUUAGAGGAAUAUUUUCUGGCGAUACACCCAAAAUUUUCUAUUUCCGGUACAAUCUAAAUGAAAAGCCAAAGCACAA